AUGGUGUUGGUCUCUUGACGCUCUGAUUGCAAAGCACAGCGUGAGAUGUCACUGUAAACAAUCGUUUACAUAUACAUUACUGGCUUUGGAACUUAAUUAAGCAUAUAACAAUGAGUAAGGGUGUGAGUGAUUGCUGGAAUGGUAUCCCUGAGUUGGAUACUGGUCCUGGAUUUUCAAAAAAGGCCAAAGACUCCAAUGACGAUCAGUUAUCAAGCUGUGCAGAUUCAGCUAGCGUUAGGACGCCCAGGAUGCAGACUAUCUUAGAGGAUUAUGAAGUUUUGAACACAGUAGGAACUGGUUCUUAUGGCACAUGUAAGAAGAUCCGCCGAAAGAAAGAUGGAAAAGUGUUUGUCUGGAAGGAGAUGGAUUAUGGUUCUAUGUCUGACACAGAAAAGCAGAUGUUGGUGUCUGAAGUCAAUCUGCUACGCGAACUGAAACACCCCAACAUUGUGCGAUACUAUGACAGGAUUAUCGACAGAAGCAAGACGACCAUUUACAUUGUUAUGGAAUACUGUGAGGGUGGAGAUCUGGCCACCAUUAUAAGUCGAUGUCGCAGAGAUGGGACACAUGUAGAUGAAGCUUUUGUGUGGAAAAUCUUAAUACAGACAACACAAGCACUUCAUGAAUGUCAUCGCCGCAAAGAUGGACGAGCAGUGCUACACAGAGACCUGAAACCUGCUAAUAUAUUUCUUGAUUCCAACAACAAUGUCAAACUGGGAGAUUUUGGCCUUGCAAGAGUCUUACAUCAUGAAACUAGCUUUGCCAAGACCUUUGUGGGAACACCUUACUAUAUGUCUCCUGAGCUGGUGAAUAACCAGUCUUACAAUGAGAAAAGCGACGUUUGGUCACUGGGAUGUAUGCUGUAUGAGUUGUGUGCCCUUCACCCCCCGUUCACAGCACCCAAUCAGAUGGAGUUAAAUAAGAAGAUAAGAUCAGGAGAGUUCUUCAGGAUACCUCUUCGUUAUUCAGCAGAGCUGAACCAAGUGAUCAGUCGUAUGAUUGAGGUUGAGGUUCUCAGAAGACCUAAUAUGAAAGAACUACUAAGUGAUCCGUAUGUGGUUUCAAGGCAAGCCAAAAUGGAGUCGAGUUACUCUACAUCAUCGCUGUCAACCCGGCUAGAAGAGGCACUUAAGGCUGUACAGGCACGUCAAAAACGGAUGGAUUUGAAAGAGAAAGAAUUGGAGGAACGAGAACACAACCUGAUCCUGAAAGAAAAAUUAGCUGACAGCAAAAUGGCAAGAGCUGAAUCUAUGCUGAAAGACGUGAAGCACCAGAAGUCAAGAAUGAAUGUGGAAAACAUCCCAAAGCUAUCUGACAUAAUGUCUCCACGAGUUGGGAUUUCGCCGUCGUUUACAGAUCAUGAUAUAUCCCCUUCCAAGCAACCAUGCCUAAUGAAAGAGAAGCGUGACCCAGAUACCCCAAAGAAACAUGUGACUUUUGAGCAGAAUUACGGGAAGGAAAACCUCGCAGAGGAUCACAACAACCGAAGACCUAAAUACAACAGGGAUGUGUACCUGAAGGAUGUGAUCAGGAAAAAGCCAGAUUUAAUGAUCGCAGACAAUCACUCAAACAUUAGGAAUUUCACAGGAUAUACUGAUAUCUACACCCGAGAAGUGGCCAAGCGACAAGAGCUCAAAGACAGGUUGUACACGGCUAAGCUACGGGCACUAGAAUUACAUUCAGCAGAUGCUCAUCUAUACUCACGAAAUGUAUUAUGGUUUCGAUGAGACAUGGUUUAAUAUAUAAAAAAGAUACAACAUAUGUUAUAUAUCUCUUUGAAAUUUUAUCCUCUAAGAUAUCCAUUCUUCUUGUAUAGUUUGUAAAACAAAAAAAUUCUCUUGUUGGUACGCACAAUGCAACAUAUAAACAACAGGGAGCUUUAGGGCAAAGAAUCAGAGCUCAAAACCCAACUUAAAUUUAGUGCUCCUUCCUCAAGUGCUUGAUUUGACACUGUACAAAUGGAAUAAUAUAAAUUCAUUGAUUAACUUGGGUCAGUCAUUUAAUGUAGGACUUGGAUGAAAGAUGACGUCAGCUUUUCGAGAUAUGGUAGCCAGUACAAAUUUGCACUUGUUUUUGUGUAAGAGUGCAGUUGAUAGCAAAAGAGGAAAGAGUCUCUGUAGCUAAGUGGCAUAGCACAAGAUUCAGGAGCCUCGCAUCAAUGCAGUCACUAUGAGUUCAAGCCCAGCUCACGCUACCUUCCUCUCCAG
Messenger RNA from Liolophura sinensis, 2207 nucleotides. RefSeq names its product serine/threonine-protein kinase Nek2-like. Bases 111 to 1727 code for a protein of 538 amino acids. NCBI's taxonomy places the organism in Eukaryota, Metazoa, Mollusca, Polyplacophora, Chitonida, Chitonidae. Gene Ontology annotation, biological process: protein phosphorylation. Gene Ontology annotation, molecular function: protein kinase activity; ATP binding. The record is from RefSeq and is a predicted model, not a curated record. The transcript is spliced from 9 exons.